AGCAUGAGCCCGUCCUUCCUCCUCCUCCUACUCCUCCUCGCCCUGCCUGCCCGCGCCCGGCGAGAGCAGGUGCCCGGCGGGGCGCAGCGGGGCCGCAACGCCCCCGCGUCUUCCUCCUCCUCUUCCUCCUCCCCGGCGGCGGCGGGGCCGAGCCGCUUCCCGCGGAGCCGCCCGGAUCGGCGGCGGGGCCGGCUGUACUGCCGGGUGGGCAUCGGCUUCCACCUCCAGCUGCACCCCGACGGCCGCGUGGACGGCGCCCACGACGCGAGUCCGCUCAGUAUUUUGGAAAUAUUUGCUGUGUCUCAGGGGAUUGUAGGAAUACGAGGAGUUUUCAGCAACAAAUUUUUAGCGAUGUCAAAAAAAGGAAAACUCCAUGCAAGUGCCCGGUUCACGGUGGACUGCCAUUUCCGGGAGCGCUUCCAGGAGAACAGCUACAACACCUACGCCUCGGCCGUGCACCGCAGCCCUCGCUCGGGGCGCCAGUGGUACGUGGCCCUCAACAAGCGGGGCAAAGCCAAGCGGGGCUGCAGCCCCCGUGCCCGGCCCCAGCACGUCUCCACGCACUUCCUGCCCCGCUUCUGGCAGCCGCAGCCCCCGGAGCUCGCCUUCACCGUCGCUCUCCCUGAGAAGAAGCCCCCGCCGCCGAAGCCCAAGGUCGCCCCAUCCCCGCCUCGGAAGAACCCCGGCCCUGUCAAGUACCGGCUGAAGUUCCGCUUCGGGUAGUGCCGCGGUGGGGAUGGUGGCGCUGGAGAGACUGGGCACUGGGGAGCUUUUGGGGGUGACCCCACGGGAGGCCCGUGUCACCCUCUGCAGAUGGACACAGGGAAGCUCCCAGGUGGCCGUGCCACCUCGAAAGGCUCGAGGACUUCUCUUCACCGCACAAGCUGGGCGGCGUCCCCAGAGGCGUGUGCUGGGAUGGCGCAGCUCGGGCUUGCCAAAGAGAAUUCCCGUGGUGCCCUGAAAGCACUGGAUGGACCUCGGGUUAGCGUUCUGUUGUUGGAAGAAGUAGAAAGGUACCUCUAUAGCGAACAUAUUUUCUUACCUUAUUUUCACUAGUGACUCCUUUGACAAUCAUUUUCAUGCGAGAGAGAUGUUCAGAGCCAAGUGGUUUUGUUUGUUUUUCUUGCAUCUCCUUCUUGCUGCACUUUUUCCUCCGACCAUACCUCAGGCACCGUGUAUCCAGGUCUGUCCCUUCCCUUUCUCUUAGAAACCAGCUCUUCCCUUCCACAACAAAACAGUGAGACCAAGCCCUCCAAAUUCAGUCGCCUUAUCUGUGCUGCAAGGUGGUCUUCAAACUCUCUGUUGGCAAUAAUAGAUGUGUGUGUGUAUUUUGUAAGGGUUGCAGGCUUGGGGAGGGUGGCUGUUUGCAGCCCACUCCUGGUGGUCUCUCCCCUUCUUCCCUGGACAGCUGGAGGAGCGAGUCUCUUCCUGUCCAUCCAAGUAUGGAUUCGAUGCCUGCUUUAAAAUACCUCUGCCCUGGUGCCGGGGCGUUCCUGCUCCCUGGAGGAGUCCUUCCCCACCCCGGCUCCCUGGGGACAGGGAUGCCUGUGGCCCCCAGGUGCCCACCAGUUUCGUCCUACACUUUUUGCUGCUGAUUUAUUUUAUCACUCUCAAUACAUUUGCAGAGGCAGGGAGCAAGGUUUUUAUUUUACAGUGCGUGUGGUGAUGUGGCAAUAAAUGCUGUUAUAUCUGCUUGUCCCUUUGGGAGUGUUUCUCCCAUCCAGGUUGCCUGACGGCCCUGUUGUUGAAUUGUUUUUCUGUCGUGGUGUGGUCUGUGAAGUAGUGGUGCACAUGGAGUUUGUAAUCGGUGUUUAGCAGUGUUGCUGUACAUACAGGCACUGGUAGCAUUGAACCUCACCAGUGAAGCCUUAAUUAGGAGCCCAGAUGGACUCAGGUUGGCAGAACCCCUCGGGACCUGAGCCCUACCAGCGUCCGGCAGCAAUAAUGACCUUCAUCUCCUGAUUGUGGUACAAAUGGCUGUUUCCAUUGGAAUCGUGGUUCUUUGCCUUCGUCAUCCUUCUGGCAGCCCCUGGCUGGACAUGUAUGCUCCAUGUACAGGGAUGGAUGGGGAUGCUGGAAUAAAAUAGUUGUGUUUCAUUUUAUAA
This is a messenger RNA of Corvus hawaiiensis (hawaiian crow), 2105 nucleotides long. It is a transcript of the gene FGF5, whose product is annotated as fibroblast growth factor 5. The record is from RefSeq and is a predicted model, not a curated record. Gene Ontology annotation, cellular component: cytoplasm. Bases 4 to 723 code for a protein of 239 amino acids. The transcript has 3 exons. Gene Ontology annotation, biological process: animal organ morphogenesis; positive regulation of protein phosphorylation; positive regulation of cell population proliferation. Gene Ontology annotation, molecular function: fibroblast growth factor receptor binding; growth factor activity. NCBI's taxonomy places the organism in Eukaryota, Metazoa, Chordata, Aves, Passeriformes, Corvidae.